AUGAAUCAGCAUAGUAUAAACAAGUUGGCUAAGAAGUACGUGAAGAAGUACAAGAAGUUGCUCAAGGUGGUGAAGAAAAUUACACAGCUCAGCGAUCAGGACCUCCUCCAACAGCAGCAGGGGGUGAAUGACACAGCCGACCAAGGUAGCAGUACUAGUGCUACCGCUGCUUCGCCACUGGACAAAUGGAAGUCCCCUGAAAUUAAAAAAAAAAUUAAUGAGUUCACCCUUUUUAUUGGUAACCAUAUUAGCAAGCUAGCCGAUGUAUGCCCAGACAAAGAGUGUGCAGAAAUUUUGAGCAAUUCCGGUUGGGAGUACGUUUCUAAAUUUUUGGGUGAGACCAGCGAGAGCCUCAAGGGGAAGUAUACGCAAGGGCAAGAGUCAAGCCAAUUAGAACAAAGCAAAGACAGUGAGGAUGGAGGAAGCUGUCAGGGAUCCAUCACAGAAGAUGACCUCGCUGCUUUUUUUUUCUCCAAAAGGAUCUCUAGCAUGUGUCGCCUACAAGGGGGUGAGGAGGCAGAAGAGGAGGACGAAGACGAUGAGGACGAUGAUGAGCAGCCACAGGAUCAACCCAGGAGGGGAAGAUCAAUGACAAGCAUCACUUACGAAUUGGACUGA
Plasmodium fragile is the source of this 618-nucleotide messenger RNA. RefSeq lists its product as uncharacterized. NCBI's taxonomy places the organism in Eukaryota, Apicomplexa, Aconoidasida, Haemosporida, Plasmodiidae. Bases 1 to 618 code for a protein of 205 amino acids. The transcript has a single exon. The record is from RefSeq and is a predicted model, not a curated record.